AUGCCAACUGCCUCGCGCAAUCCCGCGCAGGCUCCCACCCGGGCUGAAACGUCUGCCAAACGCGCUGUGCGAAACUUGCCGGCGACUGGCGCUGUGCGAUCCAAGCCCGUCCCACGGGAGGUCCAGUUCCGAGAGACCUUGCGCGCCGUCCGCCUAGAGGAGAGCCAUCAGCGAGUUGUCGCCGAAAAAGCCCAGUUGUCCGCGAAAGUCCACCAGCUUACGUCGGAGUGUCGCCAGUUGAAGGGUGAAAACCGUACAUUGAAAGAUAGCUUGGAAACAGCGACCACCCAGGAUCAAAUAUCUCGGGGUGAACACAAGGAGUCCUUGAAGGACCUCCAGAGCUCCGCUUCGUCGUUGGUCAACCAGAUCACGUCCAAGAUCAACGAGAGUGACCAGGCAUACUUUUCCACUCUUCUACCUGACCCUGAUGUGGCCCAAAACUGGCAAGAUCAAGACGCAAGCUAUCUGCUCAACCCUACAGAUAUGUCGGCACUACCCGUUCCGGGCUACCCUUCGUCCACCUUGCCCACCAUGUCCCAAGUCGAUCCAUACGCGCAUCUGCCUUGA
Penicillium antarcticum is the source of this 567-nucleotide messenger RNA. RefSeq lists its product as uncharacterized. The record is from RefSeq and is a predicted model, not a curated record. Bases 1 to 567 code for a protein of 188 amino acids. Lineage: Eukaryota; Fungi; Ascomycota; Eurotiomycetes; Eurotiales; Aspergillaceae. The transcript is spliced from 3 exons.